AUGGUCGACGGCGAGCCCACGACGCGGGACCCUGAGGAGCCUGGCAAGGCCGAGGAGAAGGGCCCGACCACGACGCUCGGCCUCGUCGGCGGGUUCAUCGGGGUGUGCGGCUCGUUGUGGAUUUUCUUGUGCGGGCUGCAGCUGCUGGGCGAGUCGUUCAAGGCGAUGGGCGGGAAGGGGGCCGGCAGCAUCUUCAGCGGCCUGGACAACCCGAUCGCGGGGCUCAUGGUCGGCGUUCUGGCCACGGUGCUGGUGCAGUCGUCGUCCACCAGCACGUCCAUCGUGGUGGGCCUCGUGGGGGCUGGGCAGCUCUCGGUGGAGAACGCCAUCCCCAUCAUCAUGGGGUCGAACAUCGGCACAUCGGUGACGAACACCAUCGUGUCCAUGGGCUUCGCCGGCGACAGGGUGGACCUCCAGCGCGCCUUCUCGGCCGCGACCGUCCACGACUGCUUCAACCUGCUGAGCGUCAUGACGCUCCUGCCUCUGGAGGUGAUCAUCCAGGCAAUUCAGGGCCAGGGCGGGCCGCUGUUCUGGCUGACGGACUGGCUCACCAUCCUGCUCAUGGGCGGCGAGCAGAGCGGCGAGGUCUUCGACUCCCCCAUCAAGCUGAUCACCAAGCCGGUCCAGGAGAUCUUCCUGAAGAACAACAAGUACGUGAUCUACGCGCUGUCCCUCGGCGCCCCCGCCCCGAUCCCGGCCGAAGCCGUCGACGCGGCCGUGUGCGAGCCCCUGGCCAAUGCGUCCAGGCGUCUGGGGAGUCCCCGCGCGCUGCUCGGCCGGCGCCUGGAAGAGGCCUCGGGGGACCUGCAGGACUGCUCGAGCGUGUUCUGCAUCGGCGAGGACAUGGACGGGUACUUCAAGAAGCUCAGCAAGUCCGGCUACAAGAAGCUGGUCCACUGCGAAGGCUACGUCACGGCUCCCGCCUCGCCCUGCGCGGAAGCCGACAAGUGCUACAUCAAUGCGGGGGAGUACUAUCAGCACCACGUCCAGGAGCACGAGGUCAUCAAGGGGGGGCUCUUGCACCCCUUGGGCGACACGUGGGGCGGGUUGGUGGCUCUCGCUAUCGCCCUCCUGCUGUUGAUACUCGGCCUCUUCAUGGUGACGAAGUUGCUGCACUGGCUCUUUUCGGGCAAGGCAAAGAAGUGCAUCGUCGCAGCAACCAAAUUGAACAACUACCUCGCGAUGCUCGUUGGCCUCGGCAUGACUCUGGUGGCUCAGUCAAGUUCUGUCGUCACUUCCGCUCUGACUCCUUUCGCGGCUCUUGGCCUGAUCACCCUCGAGAAGAUGCUACCCCUCACCCUGGGGGCGAACAUUGGAACUUGCUGUACCGCCAUAAUCGCAGCUCUGACAGUCUUCAAGUUCAACGCCGUUCACAUCGCAUUGUGCCACCUCUUCUUCAACAUUUUCGGUAUACUCAUCUGGUACCCGGUUCCCUUCAUGCGUUCCUUCAUCAUCUUCGGUGCCACCACGCUCGGUCUCUACGCGUCCGAGUUUCGGGCCACCCCGCUUAUCUAUGUCUUCGUCGUCUUCAUAGCGAUUCCCAGUGUCGCCAUCGGCGUCUCCACACUCAUGGAUCGGUCUCUCGUGCUCGGCGGGCUCAUCGGGGCCGCGAUCGUGGUUGGGUUCAUCGCUUUCUCGAUCUGGUGGUCAAAGGCGGGGUGUUACCGACUGCUCAGCAAGGAGAGGCGGAUCGAGAUCGCCUCGGAGUUGAAGGACGCCGACAGAAAGAUGAGAGGCGUGGACGAAGAGGUGAGUGAGGACGAGGAUUCCACGGACACUGCGGACGACGAAGAUGGGGACGACGAGGAUGAGUCUGACGCAGAUCGCCGAAUGUGUUGA
Molecule: messenger RNA, 1839 nt
Organism: Prorocentrum cordatum
Lineage: Eukaryota; Dinophyceae; Prorocentrales; Prorocentraceae
Source: the annotation of a GenBank genome assembly